This is a messenger RNA of Myotis brandtii (Brandt's bat), 575 nucleotides long. RefSeq names its product EF-hand calcium-binding domain-containing protein 10. The record is from RefSeq and is a predicted model, not a curated record. Bases 4 to 399 code for a protein of 131 amino acids. The transcript has 4 exons. Gene Ontology annotation, molecular function: calcium ion binding. Lineage: Eukaryota; Metazoa; Chordata; Mammalia; Chiroptera; Vespertilionidae.
GAGAUGGAGAACAACAGCCGGGAGCUCCAGGCCAGGAAAUAUUUGGAAAAACAUCGGAUUAUGGAGUUGCUGAACUAUCUCACCAGUAACCUGCUCUUUUUCCAGCCAACUAAGCCAAGAGAGUAUUUAAUAUCUCUAUUGGAACGACUGAGACUUGCUAAAGCAACAGGUCUGUCUUUCCCUUUCUUUAUGGAUCACAGUAACAUUGUGGCUAUGUUUGAGAUGAUGGACUCCGCAGGCAGAGGCAGCAUAUCAUUUGUGCAGUACAAAGGAGCCCUCGAGAACCUGGGUCUGUUAACUGAAGAUGAAGAUUUAAAAGAUGAUGGACGUGGAAUAACUUUGGAGAAAUUCAAGGAUGAAGUGGACAAAAGGGCUCAGAAAAUAUGGUCAGCAUUUUAAUAACACUGUAAGUCAAAGGUAAUAAAUGAUUCUAUAAAGUUUUCAGUUAUCCAGCUUCAUUAAUUCGGAACUUCAUCGUUUAACUUAAUCCAGUUGGCUUCCUCUUUGUUCAAAAAAGGCGGGGAGGGGAAGAUGCACUAUUUUCCAGUGUUAGGCCAGUUUGUCCUCAAAUUAAG